AUGGGAUCAAUGCGGUUGCGCAAGAAGUCUUCUCGCAUGGCUCUAUCUCCUAACGUGGCCAAGCCCACAUUGCAGAAGCCACGCUCUGGGAGAGACCGCCGCGGUCCCUUUGCUGGCAUGAAUCAGACCGAGGCUCGCAUUCGAGACACUCCGCGCUCCCGGUCGCAGGCUGCCCUCAAGCGCUCCGGCGAAGAGGGCAAAUCCGAAAAGAACGACGCGCCGCUGUACAAAGCCCUCAAGAUGCAGACUACCUUGUCGCCAGUAUCCUACGGUCGUCGUGCUGCUAUCAAGUCGAAGAUCACCAAUCUCACCAGCUUCGACCAUUUCCCUCUCCUCCCCGCGGUUCGACACUCGAUUUUCGCCCAGGCUCUGCCGGGACUCGCAGAGGUCACGCCAACCCCUAUUCAGCGACUCGCGAUCCCACAACUUCUCGGUGACACCAACGCGAAGAAAAAUCAACCGGUGAAAGUUCAUGAGGAUGCGCCUCAAUACGAGCAAUACCUUCUUGCAGCGGAAACUGGUUCUGGAAAGACGUUGGCGUAUCUCCUUCCGGUUGUCGAUGCCGUGAAGCGCGCGGAGACAAAAGACAAGGAGGAGCAGCAGAUUCUGGAAGAACAAAAAACUAAAGAGCGCGAGGAGAGGCUGAAGAACCGGACCUUCGAACUUGAGCCAGAGGAGCCACCGAUGACCGAUGCCGGUCGCCCCAGGGCCAUCAUUCUUGUUCCAACAUCAGAGCUUGUGGCACAGGUUGGAGCCAAGGUUAAGGCUCUUGCUCACUCGGUUAAAUAUCGAUCGGGAGUAAUUUCUUCUAAUUUGACUCCGCGUCGGAUCAAGAACACGCUUUUCCACCCUGAUGGCAUCGACAUCCUGGUGUCCACUCCGCAUCUCCUAGCCUCCAUCGCCAAAACUAAUCCUUACCUUCUCAGCCGCGUCAGCCACCUCGUUCUCGACGAAGCAGAUUCUCUGAUGGACCGGUCCUUCAUCUCUACCACCACUGAAGUCAUCGACAAAGUUGCGCCCUCACUCAAGAAACUCAUUUUCUGCUCCGCCACAAUUCCUCGCAGUCUUGACAACCAGCUACGCAAGCGCUAUCCCGAUGUCAGGCGCCUGACAACUCCAAACCUGCAUGCCGUUCCCCGACGCGUACAACUCGGGGUGGUGGAUAUUGAUAAGGAGCCCUACCGUGGAAACCGCAGUCUUGCCUGCGCAGAUGUGAUUUGGUCCAUUGGCAAAGCUGGUGAUAUUGGUGAAGAGAGCUAUGGGCCUCUGACACCAUAUAUGGGUCCGAAGAUCAAGAAGAUUAUCGUAUUCGUCAACGAGCGCGAGGAGGCGGAGGAGGUCGCGAAUUUCCUCGUGUCCAAGGGUAUCGAUGCCGUUUCGCUCUCUCGUGACUCCAGUUCCCGGAAACAGGAGGAAAUCCUCGCUGAAUUCACCGAGGUCGACCAACCCCCGACCUCAGAUGAGAUCAUGCUGCUUCGCAAGCAGGCUCGUUCUGAGAAAUCCGUCCCCUUCCUGGAGCCCGAGAAGAAGCCCGAGAUUGAUCGCCGCCUGCCCAACACUAGAGUCCUUGUCACUACAGACAUUGCCUCUCGAGGCAUUGAUACCUUGGCCGUGAAGACUGUCGUGCUUUAUCACGUUCCGCACACCACCAUCGACUUCAUUCACCGCCUCGGUCGUCUGGGUCGCAUGGGCAAGCGUGGUCGUGGCGUCGUCCUAGUUGGCAAGAAAGACCGCAAGGAUGUUGUCCGCGAGGUUCGCGAGGGUAUGUUCCGAGGACAGGCCCUGAUUUAG
This is a messenger RNA of Penicillium canariense, 1791 nucleotides long. It is a transcript of the gene mrh4, whose product is annotated as ATP-dependent RNA helicase MRH4. Bases 1 to 1791 code for a protein of 596 amino acids. Gene Ontology annotation, biological process: maturation of LSU-rRNA from tricistronic rRNA transcript (SSU-rRNA, 5.8S rRNA, LSU-rRNA). Gene Ontology annotation, cellular component: nucleolus. Lineage: Eukaryota; Fungi; Ascomycota; Eurotiomycetes; Eurotiales; Aspergillaceae. The transcript has a single exon. Gene Ontology annotation, molecular function: ATP binding; nucleic acid binding. The record is from RefSeq and is a predicted model, not a curated record.